This is a messenger RNA of Nanorana parkeri, 2334 nucleotides long. It is a transcript of the gene TOX2, whose product is annotated as TOX high mobility group box family member 2. The coding region runs from base 83 to 1537 and encodes 484 amino acids. Gene Ontology annotation, biological process: regulation of transcription by RNA polymerase II. NCBI's taxonomy places the organism in Eukaryota, Metazoa, Chordata, Amphibia, Anura, Dicroglossidae. Gene Ontology annotation, molecular function: chromatin DNA binding. The record is from RefSeq and is a predicted model, not a curated record. Gene Ontology annotation, cellular component: nucleus. The transcript is spliced from 9 exons.
GCAAAGUUGCAUUGGGCACAGUAAGACAUGCAGAAGGCAUUCUAAAACAUAGGGUUGUAUUCGUAGGUGAACCGAACUAGCCAUGUUCCGGAUUUUAGACAGAUUCAUGAGGUUUGAUGGGGAAAACAUGUACAUGAGUAUGAAUGAAAGUAACCAGGACUUCCUUUCUUCAAAUCAGACAUACAACGGUCAAAGUGAAAGCAAUGAGGACUAUGAGAUCCCUCCCAUCACACCUCCGAAUCUACCAGAUCACUCCCUGAUGCACUUGGUGGACCAUGAGUCUGGAUAUCAUUCACUGUGUCACAGCCUCCCUCCAAAUAGCUUGAUACCCGCCUACUCCUACCAGAACAUGGACCUACCUGCCAUCAUGGUCUCCAACAUGUUAAGCCAAGAAGGACAUCUCCUCUCCUCACAGCUGCCCACAAUACAGGAGCUGGUACACUCUGAAGGAUCCUCUUAUGACCACAACCAUCAAGUUUCACUGAUAAACCGGUCCGGAAUGCUCCCCAGUCACAUGAGCGCUCUCAGCCAAUCGCAGCUUAUCUCACAAAUGGGAAUGAAGAGUGCAGUUACACAUGGCUCUCCUUCCCCUCCGGGUAGUAAAUCGGCCACUCCCUCACCUUCUAGCUCCACCCAAGAGGAGGACACUGACUCUCACUAUAAGGGUGCGGGAGAAAAAAGACCUUCCAAUGACCUUGGUAAAAAACCCAAGAACCAGAAGAAGAAGAAGAAAAAGGACCCCAAUGAGCCCCAGAAACCCGUCUCCGCCUACGCCCUCUUUUUUAGGGAUACUCAAGCAGCCAUCAAAGGACAGAACCCCAAUGCCACCUUUGGCGAUGUGUCCAAGAUUGUUGCAUCAAUGUGGGACGGCCUGGGCGAAGAACAAAAACAGGCCUACAAGAGGAAGACUGAGGCAGCAAAGAAAGAAUAUUUAAAGGCCCUUGCAGCUUACAGGGCAAGCCUGGUCUCCAAGAGCUACACUGACCAAGGAGAAGCCAAGAAUUCCCAACCCAAUCAGCCCUCCAAAAUGAUUCUCCCAAAACAAUCCAUGUAUAACAUGCCCCCACAGUCAUCUUCCCCCUACCCCGGCCUUGCCUCUUUUCUGUCCCCUGCCGAAUUGCAAAGUUACCGUGGCCACCCUCACCCAAGCCUUUCCCGAACCCUCAAUGCCAAAUCAAUGUUGCCCAGCCUUAGUGCCUCUCCUCCGCCCCCUUUCCAGAUUAGUCCUCCCCUCCACCAGCACAUGCGCCACCCUCCCAGCUCUCUCCUCAAUCAAUCUAUGAAUAUGCAGCAAGGACAACAACCUUCCAUCCUCCCCUCCUCCAUGGGACUACAGUCACCGAUGAGAUCAUCUCCCACAGGUCAACAGGACUUCUCACAUCUCCCAUCAGAAUUUUCAAGCAAUGUUGGCCCACGAUCCCCAGCCUCCUCCAAUCCCCCAGGAAACACAGAGUGGGACAAUGAAUAUCCCAGUAGAGAGUGUGGGAUCAAUCACUGCAAUCCUCUGCCUGGGGACAAGCCGCUCUACCUCACCUAGAACCACAGACGUACUUGCAAAUGAAGGCUGAAGGAAUGGACAUUUCAGAGAGUCUAAAAGCACUGGACAUAUAGAACAAGAAUGGCAUGGUCACCAAGACAAGCAGACUUAAGUGGUUGUUUCUUCUUAAGCCUCUGAAAAGCGGCUUUGUUUGCAGACGUGUACUUGGUGAAGCGAGCAGCCAAAACCCCCGUAACUUGUAGAGAUCAAAAUGGACACCUCUUACCGCCUCCUUAUUUGUUACGGAAAGCAUGAAGAUGAAUAGCCUGUGAGAGGGGACUUCCCUUUCAGAGCUCAUCUGGGCAUAUGUAAAGAGGUUUGUGAAUAUUGUAUAUUUGAUAUUUCCCCGCCUCCCCCACCAAAACAAAUACUGGUUUGUAUAAGGGGGAGGGCAGUGACAAAUACCUAAAUAAAUUGUGCAAAUAUACAAAAAAAAAUCUGAAAAUAAAAUGUGAUAAAAAAAAUAAUGAAAAAUGUAAUUUGUUGAAUAGUUGUAAGUAGAUUUAUCAUGUGGUUUAGGACUGUGCUAAAGACAUCUUAACAAUUUUUUUUUGUGUAUAGAAAUUAAAGGCGUAGCUUACUUUAUAGUAAAAGCAUUUUAUAUUAAUUGUAGCACAUUUUUUUAGUUAUACAUAGGAUGUGUAAAAUACUGCCAAAUGUUUUUGGUUUUUUUCCUUACGUUUUAUUUUUACAGUAAGAAAAUCAUUUCUAUCUGUGCUGAGUCAUGAAGUUAUUCUAUUUUUUUCCGGUCAUAAUUUCACCUUAUUCUAAAUGUUGACAAUUUUAUUUAUGGGAAG